This is a messenger RNA of Ostrinia furnacalis (Asian corn borer), 1040 nucleotides long. Its product is annotated as beta-TrCP-like. The transcript has 6 exons. Lineage: Eukaryota; Metazoa; Arthropoda; Insecta; Lepidoptera; Crambidae. Gene Ontology annotation, molecular function: protein binding. The annotation marks the transcript as partial. The record is from RefSeq and is a predicted model, not a curated record.
GAUCCCCUCGUGCCCUCAUUGAUCCCCUCGUCCUCCCAUCGAUCAUCUCGGGCUCCUCCGACUCCACAGUCCGCGUGUGGGACGUAACAACAGGCGCCAUGCUGAACACGCUCAUACACCACUGCGAGGCGGUUCUUCAUCUACGCUUCUGCAGCGGGAUGAUGGUCACUUGCAGCAAGGACCGAUCGAUAGCAGUGUGGGACAUGAGCUCGACGACGGAGAUCAACUUGCGCCGCGUGCUGGUCGGCCACCGCGCCGCCGUCAACGUGGUCGACUUCGACGAGAAGUACAUCGUCAGCGCCAGCGGGGACCGGACCAUCAAGGUGUGGAACACGUCCUCAUGCGAAUUCGUUCGGACGCUAAACGGACACAAGCGCGGCAUCGCGUGUCUUCAAUACAGAGACCGGCUCGUCGUGUCCGGAUCCUCGGACAACACGAUCCGGCUCUGGGACAUUGAGUGCGGACAGUGCAUUAGAGUGCUUGAAGGACACGAGGAAUUGGUGCGGUGUAUACGAUUCGACAACAAGAGGAUAGUUAGCGGCGCGUACGACGGCAAAAUCAAAGUGUGGAAUCUACCCGCGGCGCUCGACGUCAGAACGCCGCACCAGGAUCUCUGCCUACAGACGCUAGUGGAGCAUACAGGACGAGUGUUCCGGCUCCAGUUCGACGAGUUCCAGAUCGUUUCGUCAUCGCACGACGACACCAUCCUCGUGUGGGACUUCCUGAACUACGGCGGCGCCUCGCCCGCCGCGCCGCCCGCGCCGCCGCCGCGCCCGCGGACCCCCGACCACGACCGGGACCUGUUCGACUAGGUCACCGAAACAGAUAAGACUACACAACCACAACAGUGGUCGAUGCCACAUAGAAGUGAAGUGAAACGAAACAUAGUGAUGUGUACAGUGAGACAGUUACCAAACGGUGUACAGAUUGACUAUUUAGGACUUAAUUUAAAUUGGUACGAUGACAAGUGAGUGGAUCACAGACGGAGACGGUGAAGUGAGGUAAUUCGGUCACAGUAAACUGAUCUCUUCAUAAGACUU